This is a messenger RNA of Papaver somniferum (opium poppy), 3395 nucleotides long. RefSeq names its product protein argonaute 16-like. The transcript has 23 exons. NCBI's taxonomy places the organism in Eukaryota, Viridiplantae, Streptophyta, Magnoliopsida, Ranunculales, Papaveraceae. Gene Ontology annotation, cellular component: cytoplasm. Gene Ontology annotation, biological process: regulatory ncRNA-mediated post-transcriptional gene silencing. The record is from RefSeq and is a predicted model, not a curated record. Gene Ontology annotation, molecular function: RNA binding; protein binding. Bases 167 to 2968 code for a protein of 933 amino acids.
CAGAGCGAGAGAGCUAUAGAGAGAGAGAGAAAGAGAGUCAGAAAGAGAGAGAAAUCUUAGAGGUGAAGAAAAACUUGAGAAAUUCUGAAGGGGUUUUUUAAUUCAUCAACCAAAACCCUGAAUUAGGGUUUUUAAAAUCUUUUCAGGAAACCCAUUCUUUCAAGAUAUGGAAAUGACCAGGGAUGGAUACGAAGAUUUGCCUCCUCCACCUCCAAUUUUAUCACCAAGUGUGAUCCCAGAGAGAUUAGAGGCACCGGUCCUGACCCCAGAGAAAUUAGAGGCACGUGACGUGAAGCCAGAGAAAUUAGAGGCACCGGACGUGAAGCCAGAGAAACAAUAUGUCCCAAACCGUAUACCAAUGUCCAGGCCUGGAGUUGGCAGAGAUGGAAACCGCAUCCCGCUGCUUGCUAACCAUUUCAGAGUGGCGGUUAAUGUUCCAGAUGCAACAUUCUAUCAGUAUACUGUUUCUAUUACCUCUGAAGAUAAACGAGCAGUUGAAAGCAAGGGGAUUGGGAGGAAGCUUAUGGACAAUCUGUGUCAAACUUACUGUUCAGAGCUAGGAAGGAAACAUUUAGCUUAUGAUGGAGAGAAAAGCUUGUUUACAGUGGGUCCCCUUCCUCAGAACAAGUUUGAGUUCAAAGUUGUGUUAGAAGAGUCAUCUGUCAAACGCAAUGGGAGUCCUGGCUCUGGUAGCCCCAGUGAAAUUGAGCGUAAAAGAUCAAAGCGUUCUGCUGCUUAUCAAGCAGCGCAGACGUUUAAGGUAGAGAUUAGCUUUGCUACAAAAAUUCCUAUGAGAUCUAUCUCAUUAGCUCUCAAAGGAAGUGAUGCAGAAGGUACUGGGGAUGCACUGAGAGUGCUUGAUAUUAUACUGAGGCAGCAAGCGGCCGAGAGGGGUUGCCUUCUAGUUAGACAAUCCUUUUUUCAUGGUGAUGUGAGGAACUUCGUUGAUAUUGGUGGGGGAGUUACUGGUGUUCGAGGGUUUCAUUCAAGUUUCCGUACCACACAGAGUGGUUUGACCUUGAAUAUGGAUGUGUCCACAACAAUGACCUUGACUCCUGGUCCUGUGCUGCAAUUUUUACUUACUAACCAGAACGCGAGGGAUCCUCGCCAAAUUGACUGGGGAAAGGCCAAAAGAAUGCUGAAGAACAUGAGAAUCAAGACGAAGCAUAAUAAUAUGGAUUUCAAGAUCAUGGGAUUAAGCGAAAAGCCCUGCAAAGAGCUAGUCUUCCCCAUGAAAGUGAGAAAUGAAGAUGGCGCGGAUGAAGGGCAAACUGUUGAGGUUACUGUUUACGAUUAUUUUACAAAGCAUCGUAAGUUAGAGCUUACUACUUCUGCAUACAUGCCCUGUGUGGACGUUGGCAGGCCAAAGAAACCCAAUUACAUUCCUCUAGAGCUCUGUUCGCUUGUGCCACUGCAACGCUAUACAAAGUCUUUAUCUACUAUGCAAAGAUCUUCUUUAGUUGAAAAAUCAAGACAAAAGCCUUUAGAACGUAUUAAGACGCUGACAGAUUCUAUCAAUAACAACCGUUAUGAUGCGGAUCCAUCACUUUCUGCCUGUGGGGUGUCUAUCGAGAAAGAGUUGAUUUCCCUUGAAGGACGUGUUCUUGGAGCACCUGCUUUGAAAGUCGGCAAUAAUGUUGAUUGCAUCCCUAACAAUGGACGGUGGAAUUACAAUAGGCAGACACUAUAUGAACCCGUUCAAAUUCAAAGGUGGGCACUCGUUAACUUUUCUGCUCGUUGCAACACUAGCCAGAUUUCUAGGGAUCUUAUUGAUUGUGCAAGAAAUAAGGGAAUAAAUAUGGAGCGUCCAUAUUCACUAAUUGAGGAAGAUAACCAAUCAAGGAGAUUACCUCCUAUUGCCCGGGUGGAAGCGAUGUUUGAACAGAUAAAACAGAAGCUACCCGGUCCUCCUGAAUUUCUUUUGUGUGCCCUGGCAGAGCGGAAAAAUUCUGAUGUUUAUGGACCUUGGAAGAAGAAGUGCCUUUCUGAAGCAGGUAUUGUCACACAAUGCAUCUGCCCAAUGAAAGUAAAUGAUCAGUACCUUACUAAUGUCCUUUUGAAAAUCAAUACGAAGCUUGGGGGUAAGAAUUCUUUGCUAGCUGUUGAACAAAUACCUCGCAUUCCCCUUAUUAGUGAAACUCCAACUAUGAUAUUGGGAAUGGAUGUUUCUCAUGGGUCACCAGGUCAAUCAGAUAUCCCAUCAAUUGCUGCUGUUGUUGGUUCUAGAUGUUGGCCCUUAAUUUCAAGGUACAGGGCAUCUGUACGUACCCAAUCCCCAAAAGUGGAGAUGAUCGACUCCUUGUACAAAGUAUUACCAAGUGGGGAGGAUGACGGAAUUAUGAGAGAGCUUUUGGUGGAUUUCUACCAGACAAGUAAUGGGAGAAAGCCAAGCCAAAUUAUCAUUUUUAGGGAUGGAGUGAGUGAGUCUCAAUUCAACCAAGUAUUGAACGUCGAGUUGGAGCAGAUCAUUAAGGCAAUAACUCACUUGGGAGAGACGAAGCUGCCAAAGUUCACACUAAUUGUCGCACAGAAAAACCACCAUACAAAAUUAUUCAAAGCUGGUGGCCGCCCCGAGAAUGUUCCACCAGGAACGGUGGUGGAUACAAAAGUUGUGCAUCCUAGGAAUUAUGACUUUUACAUGUGCGCCCAUAAUGGAGCUAUUGGAACAUCUCGCCCUGCACACUACAAUGUCUUGCUUGAUGAGAUUGGUUUCUCACCUGACGAUUUGCAGAAGCUCGUGCACUCUCUUUCGUAUGUGUACCAGCGCAGUACAACAGCAGUCUCAAUUGUUGCACCCAUUUGCUAUGCCCAUCACGCUGCUUCACAGAUGGGCCAGUUCAUAAAGUUUGAAGAUUUCUCUGACUCGUCAUCUGGAAUCGGUGGUAAUUUGACUUCUGCAUCGAGUGUUCCUGUUCCAGAGCUUCCAAGGCUUCAUCAGAAUGUCCGAAGCUCUAUGUUCUUCUGCUGAGGUUAGGGGUACAUACCAUACACCUACAUUUACCUAGAUCAUAUUUACAGUUUGAACUACUUGGCAAACUGAAAAUUAUCUGGGCAUUGUCUGUAGGAGAGUCAUGGUUGACUUUAUUUAAUUUUCUUGGGUUAGAAUGGUAUAUAUCAAAUACGGGGAGGUGUAAAGAAGGAAAAAAGGUUGACAGUUUACAGUCCAUCCAUUAGUUCAGUUGAUACUGCGAAGAAAUGAUUUCCCAUUAGAGGCGCUAGAUCUCUAUUAAUUAUCGACUCAUUUUGAAACUCGGAAGUCAUGUGUUUUUGUUUGGGUUUUAUUUACCUAAACGAAACAUGAAACUUUGUUUUCCUUGUGAGUACAAGGAUUUUUGUAUGGAUGCAAAUAAAUAGCACUGAAUUUUGAUCUCUCAACUUAUUCUCGGUCUUUUUCA